AUGAAAGUCGUCAUAAUCCCGCUUAAAGAACUGGAUGCACCUGGUUGUAAUUACUUUCAACCUAGUCAUGCUUUCAACGCAGAGUGGUGUCUUGAUCUCCACGGUUUUCUCAAUCGCGACGAGUUCAACACUCGACUUAAUGAAAUCAACGACUAUAUCAAAAAGUAUCCACUAUUGAGCGAAAAAGCGAAGAAUUUUCUUAAGUCGGUCUGCAUCGGAGUUGCCGUGCUCGUAGGUCUAUUCUUUAUUUUAGCUCUUCGUUCCGUAGACUAUCAAGUUACUCCUUCUAUAAUCGUCGAAGUCUGCAAUUUUAUCGGAUACUGGGUGGGUAAAUAUUGGAUCGAAAGAAUAGCAAAACGUCGAGCAAAAGAAUUCACUGCUGCCUUAAACAGUUUGUUCGCACGAUACAACAUAAAACAGAAGGAAAACCCAACUGCCAAUUGGAGGCUUGUAUGGCGCUCUAGGCUCAAACAUUUUUCAAUAAGUAUGCAAACAAGCAAGGAUGGGAGGAGCAUCAAAGGGCGAGCCACACCGAAAUAUGCCGAGCAUGCAGAGAUAGCGCUUGAAAUUCAUGACGCCCUCUCUGAUCUUACCGCUAAUACCGUCCGUGUGAACAUUGCGGCGGACGCCAUUUCUUAG
Ambispora leptoticha is the source of this 639-nucleotide messenger RNA. The record is from the annotation of a GenBank genome assembly. Lineage: Eukaryota; Fungi; Glomeromycota; Glomeromycetes; Archaeosporales; Ambisporaceae.